AGAGUGGGUGGGGCUCCAAUCCAACUAACGUAGCGUUGCCGGAAGAAGAAGCCGAUUCUGGAAGCCAUUGCGUUGCGCAUAUCAGUUGAGUAAAUCCUAUUUUUGCGUACAAUACGCACAAUUAUAUUUCUAAAAGUGGUAUUUCAGUAAUUAUGGCAUCGAUUGCGAAAAAAAGGAAAAUGAAUUUCUCGGAGAGAGAGGUGGAAAUUAUAGUAGAAGAAAUAGAGAAACAAAAGCACACACUGGUUAACCACUUCAAUGCUGGAGUCACCCACAUGGCAAAGAAUAACGCUUGGGCAGAAAUUUUGAAAAAGGUGAACGCUGUCACCACAUGUCCCAGAGAGUUGCCCGAGGUGAAAAAAAAGUGGUCUGACAUGAAGACGGAGGUCCGGAGGAAAGUGGCCCAGGCGCGGGCUGCUAUAGAGGGGACGUCCGCUGACUGCACUCCAGUUCCCGUCGUCCUCACUGCGAUGCAGCAGAGGAUCUGUAACCUUCUGGGGGAGGCCACCAUCAUCAGCCUGCCCGCAGGAGACUCGGAUGCUGAGAUCACCUUACCCGUCACUAUGAACGCCGCCGCCACCGUCACGCUGGCAGAGAGUGGUUCAGCUACAGUCUGCGAUGAAGCAAAGCCACUUAAUGCUGAAACAACCUAUCACACCUUAGAGGAUGGAGGUGUGGUGGAGUACUGCACCACUGUAAGCGAUGCCACUGCCACUGUGGUGGCGUCUGUGGAUACUCCGGUGGAGAUGCUGGCCUCAUCUUCAGCUUCCCCACCACCACUUCAGAAUCAGACCAAACCCCAGGAGCUGAAGAGCCGCAUCGCCCUCAACUCAGCCCGACUGCUGCAGGAGCAGAGAGUCACCAACGUCCACAUCCGGGAGAUCGCCCACCACCUGGAGGGCCAGAACGAGCUGCUGCAGAUGAUGCGGCGCUCUCAGGAGGCGCAGGCCUUCGCACAGGAAAGACAGGCCCAGGCCCUGGAAGGCACACAAGCUGCCGUGCUCGCUUUGGUGCAGAUGCUCAGGCCAGCUCUCAAAGACCUGCGCAAGUUCCUGCAGAGUGGGACAGAGGUGGCGAACAGCUGCAGCUCAGCAGCAGGUGGAGUGUCUGACGGGCCGGGAACCGAGGAGCAGAGCCGGCCCAAAACGCCCCCAGCUCCUUCACAAUGAACAGAGGGGACACCAGAGACAGUGUGUGUACAGCCCUGCCUCCUUUAGGCGCCGGUGAGCAGCCCAUGCAUGCAGGCUGGAGACUGAACUAUAAACAUAGAGCUGCCUGAGUGAGAACAGUACAGAUCUUUACAUAUGUUUCAUUCUUUGGAAGCAUUUACAAGGUUCUGUUAAAAUUGUAUUUUUUUACAGCCUGUCAAAAAUGAGUGGAGAUAUUUAACAAAUGUUUGAUAUUCAACUCGUGUUUUUAAAGUCAAUGAGCUGAUUUAAAAUAUUUAAUUUAGUUUCUACAUGUCAUUUAGUACAAUUGUAAAAAAAAUCUAUAUUCUGUGUUUCCCUAAAGGCUGCAUCAUUAAUGAUCAACCUGCAGAGGUUGGUGUGUGUAAAGUACGUUUCAUCACAGGUGGAUCAGCAGGAUAUGUGAAACCUGCCUUUAAUGUGAAAUCCCACCUUUGUGCCAUAUGUUUCCCUCGUACAACCAACCUACAGAGGUUCUUCAUCAUUGUGGCUCCAUGUCUUCAGCUGCAGUGUGACGCUGAGAACCCUGGUUUGGGUAUCAAGGCUGUUUUUUGGCUUAAUGGGGACAAACGAGUGUUUAGCAUUACGCUUCUCAAAAUGAGAGUGACCAGAAAUGUGUACGUUUGUAAAUUGACUAGAAGUACUAUUGAAUCGAGCCAUUAAAACGGACUCCAGUACAAACA
Betta splendens (Siamese fighting fish) is the source of this 1870-nucleotide messenger RNA. RefSeq names its product nuclear apoptosis inducing factor 1 (gene naif1). The transcript is spliced from 3 exons. NCBI's taxonomy places the organism in Eukaryota, Metazoa, Chordata, Actinopteri, Anabantiformes, Osphronemidae. Gene Ontology annotation, cellular component: nucleus. The record is from RefSeq and is a predicted model, not a curated record. The coding region runs from base 153 to 1169 and encodes 338 amino acids.